Messenger RNA from Maniola jurtina (meadow brown), 1803 nucleotides. RefSeq names its product juvenile hormone esterase-like. Lineage: Eukaryota; Metazoa; Arthropoda; Insecta; Lepidoptera; Nymphalidae. The coding region runs from base 85 to 1773 and encodes 562 amino acids. The record is from RefSeq and is a predicted model, not a curated record. The transcript is spliced from 4 exons.
UGAUAGUCCUGAUAAUGAACUUAUCAGGACUAAAGGAAGUGCAAUCACUUGCGUGUUUGUAUUAGUGAUAAUAAGUUUUAGACGAUGAAUAUCUUCGACUGGACGUUCUUCCUGGUGUCUAAACUGAUCCCAAUUCAAGUGAUAGUCAAAGAGGGAGUCUUGGAGGGAGAUGUGGUGUGGAAUCGUUACGGGAGUCCCUAUUACAGCUUCAAGGGCAUCCCAUAUGCGGAACCACCGGUCGGAGAUCUACGGUUUAAGGCGCCUAUCCCCAAAUCGCCAUGGGCAGGAGUUCGCAACGCCAAAGAGCACGCUCCAAAAUGUUAUCAACCACAACUAUACGCCAAGGAAACUCAAACCCCAAUAGGAAGUGAGGACUGCUUGUAUCUCAACGUUUAUGCGCCCAACAUUGUCCCAAUAAAGUUCCUGUUACCUGUCAUGGUUUGGAUUCAUGGAGGAGGGUUCCACAGUGGCAGUGGGAAUGAUGACGAGCAAAGUCCUGAAUACUUCAUGAGAAAAGAAGUUAUCCUAGUCACCUUGAACUAUAGACUCGAGGUCUUAGCUUUCCUCUCCCUCGACACCGAAGAUAUUCCUGGAAACGCUGGUAUGAAGGACCAGGUGGCUGCUCUGAGAUGGGUUAAAGAAAACAUACAAAAAUUUGGCGGAGACCCUGAUAACAUUACAAUUUUUGGGGAAAGUGCUGGAGGUGCUAGCGUUUCAUUUCAUCUUGUUUCACCGAUGAGCAAGGGUUUAUUCAAAAGAGCUAUAGCACAAAGCGGUGCUCUAACGUGUUGGUGGCCAAUAACGUUCAGAGCACGAGACAGAGCAUUGGUUCUUGCAAGAAAAUUAGGGUGUAGUUCCAAAGAUGACAAAGAAAUUUACGACUGUCUUCUUGCCCAACCUGUAGAAUCUUUAGUUUCUACAAAGAUCAAAGUUACUUAUGUCCAAUCAGCAAAAGCGUGUGUAAAUGUACACUUCGGUAUCGUUUCGGAAAGACGAUUUGGUGAAAAUGAAAGAUUCUUCUCCGGGCAUCCGUAUGAUGUUCUACGUAACGGCAUUCACGAAGGCGUACAGGUAAUGAAUGGUUACACAGAAGAUGAAGGGACGCUGUAUUUUUUACGCGCCGACCGCGACGCUGAAGAAGUUUUCGAACAAGCCAAUAACUUCAAAGAAUUCUUCGUUCCUGAACCCUAUACAACUAAUACAACUUUAGUUACUCAAAUGGAAAUCGGUGAAAGGUUCAGAGAAUUCUAUUUAGGAGACAAAACUGCAUCAAAGGAGACGGUGGAUGAAAUGAUGAAAUAUUUCAAUAUGGAAGUUUUCGUGUACGGAAUAAUGGCCCUACAAAAAAUUGUCGCCAAAACGACUCAAGAGUCAAAUAAUUACUUGUACAAGUUCACGUGCAAGUCAGAACUGAAUCAGUUUGCUCGUCAGACGGCCAUAGACUCGUUGUUUGCACAUAGACCAGUAGUGGCACACGGUGGUGACCUUCGGUACCUCUUCCCGCUACUACCUGCAUUCGGUCCGGAAAUCGAUAUGAAUUCGAACACGUUUAAAAUGAUUAACCAAGUAACUACGCUAUGGACCAACUUUGCUAAAUACGGUAAUCCUACUCCAGAUGACAGUUUGGGUACCAAGUGGCUUCCUUAUACAAUAGAAAACCAGGAUUAUUUGGUCAUUGGCGAGGACUUGGUACCAGGGACGUUUCCUGAACAGGAAGAUGUGGAGUUUUGGGAGGACAACUUCAAAGAACAUUUGCCUAAACUAGUGCCAUAAAAAUGGAAUUUGUAAAUAAAAUCUUACUUU